Molecule: messenger RNA, 1896 nt
Organism: Linum tenue
Lineage: Eukaryota; Viridiplantae; Streptophyta; Magnoliopsida; Malpighiales; Linaceae
Source: the annotation of a GenBank genome assembly
GAGUGACCAGAGACAUCCAACCAGAUCUCAAAGCAACCAACUAUUGAAACUCAACCUGAAGCAAGGAGGAGGCGUUAAGAACAACGGGCCCACCCGUGGUAUCAGCCAAUCAGAAGGAGGUGAACUGGAAAAUUGAGUCUAGAUGAGCAGUGAAAGAAAAAACCAAUGUAGGUUCUUUGGUCGAAGGGAAGCACAAAUUCAUCAAAACGAAGCCAGCACUUUAGGGCCUAAAAAACACAAGCCCAAUACCUUCUCAAAAUUACACUAUUACAGUAUGACGCCUCAUCUCAUAGAAAUGAACAUGUUCACCCUUAUCCGGAAACAAGAGAGGAAAACGGAAAAGAAAAAGAAACGGGGAAAAAGGGAUAAGAAUAAGAUUAACCGUUACUCGGCAAUGGCUGCGGUUGUUCCAACUGUGGUAGUUGCGUCCAAUUCAGGCGGAAGCGCAUUUUUGCACCCUCUCAGGCACACAUUCGCCGCUACCAGUUCAUUCCUUCGGUCGAGUUGGAAACAUUCAGAUACGAGUUUCCACUCCUUACAGCUGAACUCGAGGAGGAGGUUCGCUGUGCCGGCCAGGAAGUUCGUGGUGCGAGCUGCGAGAAUGGAAUCAAAACGCGCUUCUUUAGGCUCCAAAGCUCCUGCCUUUGAGCUGCCAGAGCCUCUCACCGGGAAAACAUGGAAACUUGAAGAUUUCGAGUCAUACCCUGGUUUGCUGGUUAUGUUCAUAUGCAACCACUGUCCCUUUGUUAAGCAUUUGAAGAAGGAUAUAGUGAAACUUUCAAAUUUCUAUAUGAAGAAAGGACUUGCUGUCGUUGCAAUUUCUUCGAAUUCUCUAGCUACACACCCACAGGAUGGACCUGAAUCCAUGGCCGAGGAUGCUAAAUUGUUUGACUAUCCAUUUCCAUAUUUGUUUGAUGAGUCACAAGAGGUUGCACGGGAUUUCAGAGCAGUCUGUACGCCAGAGUUUUUCCUGUACAAAAAGGAUGGGAGGAGACCAUUUGAGCUGGUUUAUCAUGGCCAAUUUGAUGAUUCCAGGCCCAACAGUAACGUGCCUGUAACUGGAAGGGACUUAAGCAGAGCGAUAGAUUGCGUCCUAAGUGGGCAGCCAGUUCCGUCUGUUCAGAAACCAAGUAUUGGGUGCAGCAUAAAGUGGCAUCCUGGGAAGGACCUGUAGUGUUGCUGGGAAAUAAUGAUCGAUACAGUAGCCGAAGAUUUCAUUCUAGGUACAUUAUUGUCAUGUAUGAAUUGAACUCCUCGUCAAUUCCAGAACUUCCAUGAGAUCACGACGGACGAAUGUUGUCAUGUCGCGGCUGCAAUCGAUCAAGUUAGGCGCAAACUCAUGUACACAAAUGCAAGGUUGCGGUCAGAUGUCUGCAAAUUUGUGCACCACAGAAGUGUCUUCCACAUUCUUAAGGCUCGUGUCCCUUUCCAUAUUUGUCUUUAUCAAGAGGCAGCAUGCGUUUGCUGAAGGUGUUUGCUUGGAUAACUUUCGGUUUAGCUUUUAGUAGCAUGCAAGAAUUUAGUUUGUGGCUGGAAAUGACAGAUCAGGUGGACACUGCUAGAAAUUUUGCAUGCUUGUUUGUUCAUUGUGACUAGCCCUCUAAUUCUGUCAACUCCCCCAGUUACGUCUUGCUGCCCCCUUUGGUCCCCAUCCUCAAGCUUUCACAUAUAUGCAGUAGGAAGGUAGCUACCAGCCUACCACCAUUACCAGAAAUGGGAAAGACCAACCCAGUCGACAUUUGGACGGUUGAGAAGGCACACUUGCCAUAUGGAAAAGAUAAUGUGUGACCACUUCACUAUCUCAAACCUUACUAGUGCUGUUUGGUGGCUGCAAAAUCCUUUCCAUAUCUCCAUCCUUUUAUUCCUGUCGGUGUUAUGCUGCCCAAGCUAGACGUG